CAGUGACAUUAACAAAGCCAUACAGGGUGAGAAGUAAACAAAUUCGUCGAACGCAAAACAUUAGUUUUGCAGCUAAAAACGUACAAAUAGACACACAAACUGUGAACUAUUAAUGAGUUUUACGUUCUUAGGUGAAUCUAUUAUUCUAGCUACAAGUCACGGUUUACUAAAAAUUCCCAGCUUAGUUUAAAAAGAAGCUGGAAUCAGCUUCAGAAUGUUGCGCUAAACUCGAUCGGACAAGAAAGGUUUAAAUAGCAGUAGCCGCCCAACCAAGACAACAAAUCGUUCCGUGCGAUCGACCGCGAGAGGAUCGGCCCGUAAUAGAGUGUGCAGUGCGUGAAAGUGCGUGAAGAUAGUGAUUGAAUUUCAGCCCCGGACAAGAAAAGUUCUUCAACAAUGGCCGUGUUUAUGCCUAAAUAUCGAUUGUUCUCCAAGGCGGUCAACCUGAAGCCGAACCCCAGACAGUGGUCUGCGAGAUGGACUAUUGUGCAGCGGUCAAUAUAUGGUAGCAGACAGCUUCAGCAGCAGCCGAAUACAUCCGCGACAAAUCACCACAAUCAUCACAACCACCAUCACCAACAUCAGCAGCAGUUCCACCAUCAGUCGACGACAGGUAAAUCCCGUAGCAAAGUUUACAGAAAGUGGAGUUGGAAGGCCGGUGCAGGUUGGACUAUAUUAUCGGUUUUGGAUUGGUGGUUACUAGCGGCCGGCGGUUGGUUGACUUGGCGCGGUGUAUUUCUUCGUUGGACACCCAUCGGUAUCUGUAUGGUGGUGGCAGCAAAGUGGCACCUUCACAAUCGUGAACUCGAUAAGAAGGGCCUACCGCGAACCGCCGCAAAAUGGCAGGCGAAAAUGUACUGUUCGCUGCCACUGCGGGUCAUGAGCCGGUGCUGGGGAUGGAUGGCCGAUCGAAAGGUUCCAAAACCCGUACGUCCCAUGAUCUAUGGUCUCUACUCGACAACGUUCGGUGUAAAGAUGGAGGAAGCCGCAGCAGAUAACUUCAAAGAGUAUCGUAGCUUAGGAGAAUUUUUCACCCGCCCGCUCAAGGAAGACGCUCGUCCCUUGGAUCCUAAAACCAGCUUUGUGUCACCAUGUGAUGGUAGAAUUCUCCACUUCGGUACUGCCAGUACUAGUCAAAUCGAGCAGGUAAAAGGAGUGUCAUACAGCUUAGAGGCGUUCCUAGGACCUCCGACGUGGACCAAAAAGGAUGCCCCGGAGAUGGUGGAAAAGGUGAAGAAAAAAUCUUCACCCGACAGUGUACUGUAUCAGUGCGUCAUCUACCUAGCACCGGGAGAUUACCAUCGAUUCCACUCGCCCACGUUAUGGAAACCGGAACUGCGAAGACACUUUUCCGGUGAACUGUUGUCCGUGAGUCCGAAAAUUGCGGGCUGGAUUCCGGGAUUGUUUUGUCUCAACGAAAGGGCGGUCUACAUUGGUAAAUGGAAACAUGGGUUCUUCAGUUACACCGCUGUCGGAGCUACCAAUGUUGGCUCGGUGGAGAUUUUUAUGGACGAAAAGCUGAAAACGAACAAAUGGGUCGGAUUAGCCUGCGGUAGUCACAAGAAGAAGGAGUACGACGAGCUGGAAAUGCCUAAUGAUAAGUACCUGGACAAGGGCGAACUGGUGGGUCAGUUCCGGAUGGGAAGCACCAUUGUGUUAAUCUUCGAAGCGCCUAAAGAAUUUAAAUUCAAUCUGUUUCCUGGUCAACGUGUGAAAGUCGGAGAGCGGUUAGGGACGUUCGAAGGUACAGAAGAAACGACGGAAGAUCCAGCAGAAGUGAAACGCGCGAUCGAAUCUUUGGACGAUACGGAACCGACAAGUUUGUAAAAAGUAUUCACCGAUCGCUUCCAGAUGCUUGUUACAGCCGGCGCGUCUCAGUGUAGUGUCUCAGGAUAGAAAUAGUUUAAGUUAAUAAUACCUAUUCCUUUACCGUUUAUCUAAUAACCAUACCUAAGCAAGCCUAAGUACAACAGCGCGUCGACGUGAACGUUGUUUGCGGUUGUUAAUUGUAGUGGUGUGCUAAGUUAACGUGCAGAUUCGUAUCAGUCUAUCGGUAAAACAUUUGUUCAAAUAGUUGCCGUCACAAGAGUACAAGCGGCGACCCAUGCACGACGCAUACAUUUUUCCAUCACUAGGAACAGGUGCGUAGCGAUUGUGGCAAAUACCGUAAGAGUAGUGCAUAUUGUACACGAUUGGAUUGUUUCAUGCGAUUUCAUGCACGACUUCCGUCAUGAAGAUUGAACUACUGCAUAGAUGGAUUGCAAAAACCCGUGGUAUAACACCGGUGUAAAGACUUGUAGAUUUAACGAACUGCUGCAACAAGGAGUGUUAGGGUAUGGUGAUUUUGCACGAUCGUGAUUUUAAUGUGAUCCCAAUACCGUUAACAAUCGCGCGCAUGAUUGUUACACGAGCUAUUACUGUCACACGCGUUUUACAUGACACCUAACCAGUUGUAUAAAGGAAACCCCCCACUGUUGACCUCAAUUACCAAACGGGUUCGGAGUCGAACUUUAUGUAUAGGUGAUUUUUAAUUACUAGCAAUAUACAACCGUCAAACAAACCCUUGUUAGCUAAACGAAUUGUUCCUGCCGAAGUGUUUCAUUUGAAGAAUAUAUUUUUAUGUUAAUAUUACCA
Messenger RNA from Anopheles funestus (African malaria mosquito), 2634 nucleotides. RefSeq names its product phosphatidylserine decarboxylase proenzyme, mitochondrial (gene Pisd). Lineage: Eukaryota; Metazoa; Arthropoda; Insecta; Diptera; Culicidae. Bases 397 to 1827 code for a protein of 476 amino acids. The record is from RefSeq and is a predicted model, not a curated record. Gene Ontology annotation, cellular component: mitochondrion. Gene Ontology annotation, molecular function: phosphatidylserine decarboxylase activity. Gene Ontology annotation, biological process: phosphatidylethanolamine biosynthetic process. The transcript is spliced from 7 exons.